UCCCACUUCAGAAUGCUCUCAAAUAGAGAGUCAUCUCGGCGCUCAAGGAGGAGAAAGCAGGCACAUCUGACUGAACUUGAGACACAGGUUUCUCAGCUGAGAGUUGAAAAUUCUUCAUUAUUGAAGCGUCUUACUGACAUAAGCCAAAAAUUUAACGAGGCUGCUGUGGAUAAUAGGGUCUUGAAAGCUGAUGUCGAAACUUUAAGGGCAAAGGUUAAAAUGGCAGAGGAGAAUGUAAAGAGAGUUACAGGGAUGAACCCUUUGCUGCAGGCUAUGUCUGAAAUAUCUGCCAUGGGAAUGUCACCUUUUGGUGGGAGCCCUUCUGACUCAGCUGAUGCUGGUGUACCGGUCCAAGAUGAACCUAAACAACCUCAUUUUUAUCAGCCUGUUGAUAAUAAUCCUCUUCCCAGUCCUAAUCCAAGAGUUAACAGUGGUGUCACAGACAUUCCUAUUAUUGACAAUGUGCUGCAUAAUGCUGCAACACAAGUAUUGAAUGGCAGCAAAAUGGGAAGAACUGCAUCCAUGCAAAGAGUAGCCAGCUUAGAGCACCUCCAGAAACGGAUUCGUGGGAGAGUGGAUCAAGGUAGCCCACAUGGUGGUGCUGAGCAGUAAUCAUUCAAACUAAUAACCAUUGGUGUGUGAAUUUCUUCAGAUCUUCCAUUGAUGUGUUUAUUGUUAUGUAAAGUAAUGUUAUUCUUUCCCAUCAUUCCACAUUGAAUCAUAA
This is a messenger RNA of Beta vulgaris subsp. vulgaris (sugar beet), 724 nucleotides long. Its product is annotated as light-inducible protein CPRF2-like. Bases 13 to 612 code for a protein of 199 amino acids. NCBI's taxonomy places the organism in Eukaryota, Viridiplantae, Streptophyta, Magnoliopsida, Caryophyllales, Amaranthaceae. Gene Ontology annotation, biological process: regulation of DNA-templated transcription. The record is from RefSeq and is a predicted model, not a curated record. The transcript has 3 exons. Gene Ontology annotation, molecular function: DNA-binding transcription factor activity.